Messenger RNA from Ostrea edulis (European flat oyster), 1602 nucleotides. Its product is annotated as tripartite motif-containing protein 45-like. NCBI's taxonomy places the organism in Eukaryota, Metazoa, Mollusca, Bivalvia, Ostreida, Ostreidae. The record is from RefSeq and is a predicted model, not a curated record. Bases 1 to 1602 code for a protein of 533 amino acids. The transcript has a single exon. Gene Ontology annotation, molecular function: zinc ion binding.
AUGAGUUCCGUUGCAAAUCAAUGCGAGCCUUGUGACAUUGGUGGAGACAACAAACCUGCUAGUGGUUGGUGCAGAGACUGCUCCGAGGCUUUGUGCGAGGAGUGUCUUCACAGUCACAAAAAAUUCAAACGUUCUAGAAAUCAUGAAAUAGUUCCUCUCACUGUAGGGGCUAUUCCUUCUACUUCUACCCCAUCACUGGAGAUGUGCGAGGAUCAUGAGGGGCGAAAAAUUGAAAUGUUUUGUGAAAUUCAUCUCGCACCAUGUUGUGUCCUCUGUGUUACAACAGAACACGGUAAAUGUAAAAGCAUUUGUUUGAUAGAGGAAGCGACCGAUAAAGUAAUAAAACCUGGGAAAGUAAAACGCUUGCGAGAUGAUGUCGAUCGACUUGAAGUCAUGUUAGAAAAGGUUAUUACUGAAGAGAAAGCCAACAUCAAAGAAGUUGAAGAUGUAGCCGAGAAGUUAGGAAACGAAAUUUCGGGAGCAAAAGCAGCCAUUAUUGAAACUGUAACAAAGCUGGAGGAACAACAUUUAAACGAAGUAGGAAAAGCAACCAAAGAUGCUAAAGCAAAGCUUCAAAAAUCAAUCAACACUUUCGAACAGAGGCACUGUUAUCUUCGCCAUUGGAAAGAAAUACUCGGGAAAAAUCUAUUCACUGAUGGGUCACCAAAAACAAUUGUCGCAUUGUCUUAUACCAAAAUGGAACGAAUAUUUCAAACUUUGAGAAAAAUGGAAAUGUCUCGGCUCAAAAUUCGAAUUCAAGCCAAGAUACAAGAUGACGUUAAGAAAUUGAUGAAGUUACCUUUGCUUGCAGAAAUUACCACGAAUGAACACAAAAGUCCUGUAAUGCUAGAUGAAAUUGAUAUAGAAAAUGCUGAAAUCAAAAAGAUUUCUGAAUUUACAAUUGAUGGUGCUGAUUUCAGAGGAGGGGUUUAUCUCCAGAAUGGGGAAUUAGUACUGGCUGAUUAUUCUAAGAGCAGACUCAUUCACUGUAGAACAGAUGGGGAGAUUCUGAGAGAGGUGCCUCUACAAGGUUCUCCAUGGGACAUUUGUGUCAACGAAGAAAAUGAUAUUUAUGCAACACUUCCUGCAGAAAAGAAAAUUUUAGUUAUAAGUAUUGAUACAUUCAACACAACAAAAACUGUUGAAGUUGAUAUGGAGUGCUAUGGAAUAUCGCAGUCAGGCAACACUAUUGCAAUAGGUGGUUUAACUGUUCUAGAAGUAUUAAGCGCGGAUUUUCAAAAAUGUAGUCGUUCAAGUGAUGUAGAAAAAUUGUACGAUGUAGCAGUAGAUAUGGCGGAAAAUAUCAUUAAUUCGAGUUACACCAGACACAAAGUCUGGAAACAAGACAGAGGGGGAAAUGUCUUGUUUACAUACAGUGAUGCAGAAUUACAACGUCCAUAUGGAUUAACAGUGGACAGGGUUGGAAAUCUAUAUGUGAAUGGUAACCUCAGCAACAAUAUACACAUACUCUCACAGACCGGUAAAAAGUUAAGAAUUCUGAAUGACGUGAAGAAGCCACAGUGUAUUAAAUUCCAGAAGACGUACAGAUUCUUUGUCGGUGAGGCAGGGGGACGGGUGAAAAUAUUUGAAUUUAUUGCAUGA